CUUGAAGUUGGUCGAGAAGCGCAGCGCGAUCUGCGCAUUUCAUCGUAUACUUUGUUAGACGUAUGUCUCGCGCUGGUUGAGUUGUGUUCAAUUACAGUCUCCAACGAUCUGUUUUGAGAGUUGUUCUACGUUCAAUGAAAAGAAUCAUUCGUUUCGAUUGUUCGAAGAAAGACUGAUAUAACGAUAUCUCUUCGCUUGACAACGCAUCGAAAAUUGAAUACUUUGAUUGUAUAACAAAAUGAUUCAUAAUUGGGAUAACGAAAAUGAUUACUCUGAACCUGUAGACAUAUCUUCUUUUGAAGCCGAUGGUGGUCGAGGUUAUGGAAGAGGACGUGGUUUUAUAUUACAAAAUAACAAUGAUACAUAUAAUGAUAAUUACGGAUACAGUGAUAACAAAGCUUCAGAUUCUGACAACUUAAGAAAUAGCAGAGGUGGUGGAAGGGGUCGUAAUGGUCGAGGUGGAGGAGGGCAUGGAAAAGGCGUUAGAGGAGGAUAUAGAAAUGAAACUGGUGGAGGAGAUAAUAGUUACGGAUAUGACGAGAAUGAUUUUAGUAGAUCGAAGAAAGAUAAUAAUGGUUAUGAAAAUGAUAACAAAGACGAAGAUUGGCACGAAAAUGACGAGGAAAAAGAUGACGAGAAAGGUUUUAAAGGAGGAAAAGUUAGAGGGGAAAGUAGAGGAGGCGGUAGAAAUCAUAAAAAUGCAGCCAAUAACGACGGAGACAACGGGUUGGAUUGUAAUGAAGAUCAUGAAAAUGAGAGAGGUGGACGAAGUAAUAAUAAAGGAAAUAGAGGUGGUCGUGGUAGAGGACGUGGUGGUGGUGGUGGCAGAGGUGGUAAUAAGGAAGGAGAUGAAGAUGGUAAAGAGAAGCCAAAGACAGAAAUCUAUAUACCACCCGAUGUAUCUACGGAUGAAAAAUCUUUGUUCGAAAAUGGUGUUGAACAAGGCAUUAACUUCAAAAAAUAUGAUCAGAUUGAGGUAUGUGUGAGCGGAGAGAAUGUACCGCAAUGGAUAGAAUCUUUUGAGGAUGCUGGUCUAAGAAAAUAUAUUUUAAGUAAUAUACAAAAAUCUAAAUACACUAAACCAACGCCUGUGCAAAAAUAUGCAUUACCUAUUAUAAUGAGCGGUCGUGAUAUGAUGGCUUGCGCACAAACAGGUUCUGGAAAAACUGCAGCGUUUGUUGUUCCAAUCGUAAAUACUCUAUUGGAAUCACCCAGAGAAAAUUUUUCGAGUUCUACUUGCGCUCCACAAGUCAUUAUAGUUUCCCCGACCCGAGAAUUAACAAUACAAAUAUACGAACAAGUUCUAAAAUUUUCAGCUGGCACCAUUUUGAAAACUGUUGUUGCGUACGGUGGAACUUCCGUCUCGCAUCAAGGAAGCAGAGUUUCUGCUGGUUGCGAUAUCAUCGUAGCUACACCAGGAAGGUUAUUAGAUUUUCUUCAAAGAGGACGUAUCACGUUAACGUCUAUACGCUUUCUUGUUUUGGAUGAAGCAGAUCGUAUGUUGGACAUGGGCUUUUUACCUGACGUUGAAAAAAUUGUGGAUCACGAAACGAUGGUUCCUACGGGAGAAAGGCAAACGCUUAUGUUUUCGGCCACGUUUCCAGACGAGAUACAACGAUUGGCUUCACGAUUUUUAAAAGAUUACUUAUUCGUAGCAGUAGGUAUAGUGGGCGGUGCAUGUUCGGACGUAGAACAAAAAUUUUAUGAAGUUACAAAAUAUAAAAAGCGAGAAAUGUUGAAGGAACUCAUGGAGAAAGAAACCGUGAGUGGUACGCAACAGGGUACUUUGGUUUUCGUGGAAAUGAAAAGAACGGCCGACUUUAUCGCCGCCUUUCUGUCGGAAAAUAAUUAUCCGACAACGAGUAUUCACGGCGAUAGAUUACAAAGAGAAAGGGAAGAAGCUUUAAAAGAUUUUCGAAGUGGCAGAAUGUCUGUAUUGGUUGCAACGGCAGUUGCGGCGCGUGGUUUGGACAUACGAAAUGUUGCUCACGUUAUAAAUUAUGAUUUGCCAAAGGGAAUCGACGAGUACGUUCAUAGAAUUGGUCGUACUGGUCGUGUGGGUAAUCGUGGAAGGGCUACGUCUUUCUUCGACCCGGACAUUGACGCACCGUUGCUUUCUGAUCUUGUAAAAAUUUUGAAGCAAGCGGAUCAACCUAUACCAGAUUGGUUGUUACACGGAGGAGACAACAGAUCUUUAGCACCUGGAAAAUCAAAACAAUUUGGCGGCGAAGAUAUUCGUAACUUCGAGGACGAAGGUAGCGGAGUGCCUUACGGCGAAGAAGCGUACAACCCUGUAUUGGAACCAGAAGAAGAAUGGUAAAAGAGAACAGUACUACGUACUUUAAGGGAAGAUCUGACCAAAGGCGUUAUGUAUAAAGUAGAUUUCUCUUAAAAUUUAGUUUUACAAACGCGCACGUGUACCCCCUUCUUCCCUUGCCGUCUCUAUUAUUUAAGAGAGCUUUACAAGAUUGUGACUUUCAUUUUCAAAUAAUCGUGAUUAUUUUAGCCUUAUUUCUUUAUGUUAUAUUAAUAUUAGAAAAUAUUAUCUUUUCCACGGUGAUGUAUAGACUGUCGCUUAAGUUCCUUUAACUAUAGACGUAUAAUCAUAUUCUUCGACAAUGAAGAGAUUUAAAAUAAGUAAAUCGUGAUAAUUUUGUUUUCCUACUUUCUUACUUAUGAAUUAACAAGCGAAAAUAAGCGGGACAUACAUUCCAAAAAUAUCUCGCGACGGGUAUUAUUAUUACCAUUGACCGUACAAACGUUAGAUUUAAGAAGCAAUUGUUACGUGGAGAAAAAACUUAAUAUAAGAAAGAUAGGCUUAUUUUAAGUGGUAUUACGUUGUCUUAUAAGGUUUUUAUACAUUUCUUUUUAUAAUAAAAUUAAAAAAGAUGAGACGAAGAAUAUACCGUUAAAAAAGAAA
Messenger RNA from Vespula pensylvanica (western yellowjacket), 2920 nucleotides. RefSeq names its product ATP-dependent RNA helicase vasa. Lineage: Eukaryota; Metazoa; Arthropoda; Insecta; Hymenoptera; Vespidae. Gene Ontology annotation, cellular component: nucleus; P granule. Gene Ontology annotation, biological process: gamete generation; cell differentiation. Bases 239 to 2320 code for a protein of 693 amino acids. The record is from RefSeq and is a predicted model, not a curated record. Gene Ontology annotation, molecular function: ATP binding; RNA binding; RNA helicase activity. The transcript has 4 exons.